Messenger RNA from Dreissena polymorpha, 5060 nucleotides. Its product is annotated as E3 ubiquitin-protein ligase RNF14-like. Gene Ontology annotation, biological process: positive regulation of proteasomal ubiquitin-dependent protein catabolic process; ubiquitin-dependent protein catabolic process; protein polyubiquitination. The record is from RefSeq and is a predicted model, not a curated record. Gene Ontology annotation, cellular component: ubiquitin ligase complex; cytoplasm. NCBI's taxonomy places the organism in Eukaryota, Metazoa, Mollusca, Bivalvia, Myida, Dreissenidae. Bases 295 to 1674 code for a protein of 459 amino acids. The transcript has 8 exons. Gene Ontology annotation, molecular function: ubiquitin conjugating enzyme binding; zinc ion binding; ubiquitin protein ligase activity.
UUGAAAUGUCUAAUUAACAUCUCGAGCCGUGUUUGAGAAAUUAUAACGAUUUAAGUGUGGGGAGUGUACUGAGGUAUUAACAGGAAGUCAGAACAGUUUGUGAUGUGUAGCCUCUAUAUUACGAAAGUAGUAGGAAAUUAACUUUAUAGGAAAUUUUGCUUGUUGUACAUGAUUGGUCAGAAGAACAGGGAGACGGAGGUGAGGUAGGAGGGAAAGGCUUUGCACUUGAUUCACAGCCUACAGGGUACAGAUUUGGGGUUUGAAUUUAACUCUGGUGCACUCUCAAAACGAGCGAUGAGUGACAAAGAAGAGCAGGAGGAUGAGCUCUUGGCCCUCACCAGUAUCUAUGACAACGUGUUGAAGGUGCAUAAGGAGGGGGAGCUGAACGGAGGCGAGCUACUAGCACUUCCAGUCCUGCCAAAUGAUUUUAAAAUUAAGGUGGUCAAGAUUAAAAAAGAUAGUGAAAAAGACGGUGCUGGUCAGAUGCUGACAGACUUGCAUCAUGUCAAGUUCCUGCCACCAGUGCUGCUGAACUUCCUGUUGCCAGUGGACUAUCCUUCAAACAGCCCGCCACAGUUCACUCUCUCCUGCAAGUGGCUCAACAGAGAACAGCUGAGCAAACUGUGCUCAAAGCUGGACAGUCUGUGGGAAGAGAGCCGGGGCAGCGUGAUCCUGUUCCAGUGGAACACCUUCCUGCAGGACGAGCUGUUUGACCACCUGCAGCUGUCCUCACCUAUUGAGCUUGCGCACGUUGUUAGCCGCAAGCUGGACUGCCAUCUGGAUCCAAGGGCCAUACAGGAGAUUGCAUCACAGGAUCAACUUCUUCCAGUGAUUCUUGACUACAACAAGCAAGAGCGCCUCAAUCAGUUCGAGAAGUCGAGUUACUCCUGUAAUGUUUGCUUCUGCGAGAAGAGUGGGGCGCACUGUCUGAUGUUUUAUGACUGUGAUCAUGUGUAUUGUAAUGACUGCAUGAGGAAUUACUUCAGUAUUCAGAUAAAGGAUGGCAACGUAAAGGGGCUGGAGUGUCCGCAUGAUGACUGCGAGUCUCAAGCACAUCCUGCUCAGGUGAAGAAACUGGUUCCCCCAGAGCUGUUCACCAAGUACGACCAGCUGUUGUUGCAGACAAGCCUGGAUAUGAUGUCAGACAUCACGUUCUGUCCGCGCCCAACCUGUCAGUGCCCCGUGCUAAUGGAGAGAGAUACGCCCCUGGCAUCAUGCCCUGCCUGCCAGUUUGUCUUCUGCACCCUGUGUAGACUUGUCUACCAUGGUUUGUCACCCUGCCGGCUCAAAGCAGAUGGUCUUCAGAAACUGCGCGAGGAGUACCUUGGGGCUGACAAGGCCACACGACAGCUGCUGGAGAGGAGGUACGGGAAGAUCACAAUCCAGCAGGCCCUCGAGGAGAGCUUCACUAACGAGUGGCUCAAGGAACACUCCAAGCAGUGCCCCAGCUGUGGGGCUCACAUACAGAAAAUCGAUGGUUGCAACAAGAUGACAUGCAUGAAAUGCCGCGCCUACUUCUGCUGGUUGUGCAACAAUACUCUAUCACGUGCCAACCCGUACCUUCACUACAACUCCUUGAACUCCAAGUGUCACAACAGGCUGUUUGAGGGUGUGGAAAUGGAGGACGGGUUUGAGGAUGACGACGAUGAUGAGGAUGGGUGGGGGUGGUUGUAACUGCGAUGACUUAGUAGCCUGUUAAAUAUUUUUAAAGCUCCACAUAACUUUAAACCACUCAAAUUCAUAUUUUGACCCAUUUAUAGUUACUUAAAUUCAAUUAAAUUUAGGGACUUCUUAAUUGAUAAAAGUUUUGAAGGCUUCAUUUCCAACCCUAAGAUGAUGAGUAGCAAACAGCAUAAAUCCGGAACAGCCUGAGAGUUGCUGUCGUUGCAUUUAGCCAUUUUCAUUUUGCUGAUGAGCCUGAAAAAUUGUACUUACAAAAAAAUGUCAGAUCUAUUUGUCUGUGUGAUUUCCAUGAAUUCUGUUACAAAACGGAUAGUGAUGAUUAAUACUUUGCUAAACAUCUUAGCAAGAUUUAAAAAAACAAGAGCUGUCUCCAUAGGAUGACAUAUGCCCCCGAUAAACGCUUUGAUAGAAAUUAUGAGCAUUUUUCGAAACCUAAAUGCAUUUUUCAAAACCUAAACGCAGACUCUAAGUUCAAGGUCACAGGGGUAAAAAUUUGUAUGCGCAUGGAAAGGUGUUGUCCAUAUACACGUGCAAACCAAAUAUGAAAGCAAUAUCUGAAGUGACAUAGAAGUUUUGAGCAUUUUUCGAAACCUAAACACAAAGUGUGACGGACAGACAGACUGACAAACUGACAGACAGACAGUGCGAUCACUAAAUGCCCUCCUACGGGGGCAUAAAAAAGAACAGUUUUACAUAUUUUAUUAUAAACAGAUCAACACAUGAAAAAUGAAUGUACAUGUAAGGCAUUCACAGAAGUCAUCCUACGCAUAUUAAUGAUAUUAUGUCCUGGUGUUGUAAAGAAAUAAAACUCAUUUACUAAUUUAUGAAAUGUUUUUGUUGUUUCGUGUACUAUUGUAAUAAAAUGUUUGAAACUGUCCUUUUAAAUAUGGGUUAGAUGUUUACUAUGGAAUCUUGUUGUAAGUUUCAUAUUAAAAGAAAUCUUGGUACCAAAAAAAUUCAGUUUAAGUAUUUAAGUUUUAAGUUACCAAAGAACAGCCCUGACAAUGACGGUACUUCUGAUAAUUUUCAUCAUCUAGUUGGUAUUUUUUGUUAGUUUGUUAGUUGAAACUUAUUUGUGAUGUUUAAAAAAUUUACUUUGUUAUUUAAAUUGUGCUGUCAAAAGACAUAAAAAUGUAGUUUACAGAUAUUUUCCAUUGUUUUGAUAAAGGCAUAAUGUCGAAACGUUAAAUUAAAGGAGUAGAAUCAGAGAUUUAUUUGUGAUGGUUUAAAUUGUGGUACAUAAUUACUGAAAAACUGCCAGCCAUUGAAAUUGCAGGAAGUGAACGUUGCCUAAUGUUGUAUUAUACAAUGUAUAUUGUUUUGUACAUUAUAAGGUAUUAUUCUUACAUUUAAAUUUUUGAGUUUAUAAAUAUUCAAAAAGUUAAUGGAUGAAUACUGUAAUUAAUUUUUUAAUAUGCCCCUGCCAUGCUAAUGUCAGAAGGAAAUUUGGUGUUACCCAUGUUCGUGUGUUUGUUUGUGUUGGACGUUGAGUGUCCGACUGCAUACUUUUCUGUACAUAAUCGGAUUUCAAAAUGACUUACCAAAUGAUCAAAAUAUAUAGACAGUGUGUCUCAUGCACCAACUAUGUUGUUUAAUGUAAGGUCAAGGGUCCUUGAAGGACAUCUGCUUUUUCAAAGUUUACAAGUUUAUGUGGUAAAUCUAGCCAAAUGUUUGAAUCUUCUGAGAAUUGGACUAGCCUAGAUGCCUGUAAUUAGAUGAUAGUUCUUGGCGUUAAGCAAUUCUUCAGUCUUAUGAAUAUCUGUAUAAGUCUAAUCUACAAGUUUUAUUUAAAUUCAAAUAUAUAAUGGGCAUAUGUGUGUUGACAAUAAUAUGUUAUCCAUAUUAAUGUAUAAUUAUGUAUGAGACCUAAACUUGUUGUAGGUUGUAUAUUAUUGCUCAUACCAUAUUCCUGUUUAUAGUCUUUCAGUAGCUCAAUAUGAGUCAUCUUAAGUUUUAAAUUCCAUAUUUUUGUUUUAUUAAAUGUAAUUACAUUUUGUGUAUAAAUUAAUAUAUUGUUAACCCUUUAUCACUUAGAUAUUUUUUUGAUGCAUUUGUAGUCCUUUAGAAAGUAAAAUUUAAUUAAAGACCUUUCUUACUAGAUUCAAAUUUUAAAUGCUUCAUUUCCAUCCCUUCAUUUCCAACCAUUUUCACUUUGCUUCUAAGUGGGAAAGGGUUAAACAAAUAUUGUACAUACAAAUGGACUAGUUAGGUAUUUAAGUUUGGUAUAUAAAUGGUUGUGAUAGCAGGAUGAUUUCAUUCUUGUUAGGUUUACAAGAAAUCUGAUUUUACAGUUAAUGUGAACAUGCACAAAUUGUAAAUACUGUUAAAUUGUGGAAUACAGAUAACAUAGUUUUUCCCCGGCACCAAAACCUAAACCACUCAGCAGGCCUCGCUAAUUAUAUAUGUGUUUCAUAACCUGCUUUUUUGUCUAUAGUUAUAAAUGUACACACAUUGUAAACGUUAUUUUAUUUUCAUAUUUAUUUAGAAUCAGUACAUUGAAAUAGAGAUUUUUAUGGUAAAAAUUAGUUUCUCAUAUAGGAUAAUUAAAUUGCAAAAAACAUGUUUCACAUUUAGAUGUAUAGUGGUUUGAAUAGAGUUGUUCUGAAAAUAUUUAUUCACCCAAAGACUUGUUCCAUGUAAUAAAAUCCUUGUUUGAUUAUUUUACUGGUAUGUAAUUCCUGUGGAGUGAGGAAAUUAUAUAUGAGCCGUGCCCUGUGGAAAUUGGGUUUCCAUGCUGGGAAAUUUGUUGUCUGCUAAAAUGUCGUCUGCUGAAUUUCUAAAAUUAGCAUUUUCUUCGAUUUUUUUCAAAGACUAUUAUCAGAAUAGCAAACAGUUUGGAUCCUGAUGAGACGCCACGUUCUGUGGCGUCUCAUCUGGAUCCAAACUGUUUGCAAAGGCCUUCAAAAUUCGGUUCCCGCACUGAAAGGGUUAAUGCACGUUUGAAAGUCCCAGAUUUCUCCCAAUUUCAAGGUCAGUUAUAUCGGAGUAGUUUCCUUUUAUCCCUGUAUGUAUUUCCAUGUUAUUCUCAUGCUUGUAUUUUAUUUUUGAUUUACUAUUUUCUGUUUAAAAACUGCAUAGCUGAGAAGCGUUUGAUAAAAAGCCUUUUUAUGUUGUAUUUAUCAUCUUUAGCUUCAUUUUCUGUGUGUGUGCACUUUUUAUUCAUCAUGGAUGAUAAAUGAUGUAAUCAAAAAACAGCAAAAUAGCACUGGUACUUUCAGGAUGUUGAUGUUAUAUUUUUUCAUCUUGUUUUGAUCAUAUAUGUUAGGCAUUAUUUAUGAUUUGUGAUGUUAAACAUACAUUUAUAACUAUGUAUCUUAUUUAUUAAAUGAGGGUUUUGUAACAGGAAAUUAUUAUUCUGAAUAAAAAAAUAAGCAGUU